ACGUAAAUGAUUUGAAAACUUAUCCCCAAGCUUAUCUUUAUUGAGUUGAUGAUACAAAUGCCAAACGACAAGAGCCCUUAGUAAUAGUAUGAUUUAAAGAGUUGAAUUAAGCUGGAAGUCUCAAUUUGCGUGUCAAUUUGAUUGUUCUUCAUAUCACAAUAUGAAGCUCAAAAUUAAAUAAUGGUGAUAAUAAUAGAAAAAGAAAGAAAUUAAGAUAAAAAAGGUUGGUGUAAAGAGAGCAAGACACCCCACAAGACACGGUCUCUUCAGGCUAAAGAUUUGAAUAAAGCGGACUUCAUUGACAGAGGGCCUUAACUAAACCCCAAGCUGAAUUAACUAUGGAAGACUUUUCUGGUGAUAUAUCCACCGUUGGAUCAAUGGAAAUUCCUUCUGAUUUUGAUAAUUUGAAGCAUCAACGGUGAAAACAUGAAGAGGAAGCAAAAGCAAAGAACUGGACGGCAUUAGAGACGACUUGAUCUGCAUGGGGCUCAACCACUGUCCCGAAGCAAAGAAAGUGUCAAAACUCAAUAGGUUAAAGACUGACGUAAAAGAAGAGAGAGAAAUAUGGAGAAAACAAUGCAAGAGAGGGAACUCAAAAAAAAAAAAGAAACUUAAAAGUGAAUUUAUUUGAAAUUCAGACGCUCCAAUUCUUCAAUUCUACUUGACCAAAUUCCACGAAAUUCCAAACCCAGCUUUAAAAGCCUUGUCUUUCCAAAACCCAGAUCACAAUUUUCCUCGAUUUGAUUAAAUUUGCCUCAUUUAAUUCACUUCCCCUGUUCUUAUUCAACCGGAGCACCUCCUCUUAUAUAAUCACUGUUAAAAAACUGAGCUUUUCCUUCAUCUUUCAAUUCCUAUUGCUUCGUUGUUAGUCUCACCUAUCUGUGGUUCCUCUUUUGAUCUUAAAUUAUCUCUAAAUCCUCCAAAUUUGAGGAAAUUCAUCUCAUUUUCUUUUCCCCGCGAAUCCUCUGCCUUAUCUUUUUCCAAACGCUCAAUUCUCAGAUCAAAAUCCAAAAUUUUCCUCUGUUUCUCUAUCUAGGAUUCUUCAAAUUUUGACAAAAAAUUGAAUCAUGGGAAUCCAAAAUGACAUAGUCAAAUUCAACGUUGGAGGCAGAAUCUUUCAAACGACAGCUACAACACUCGCAAACGCUGGAAGGGAUUCGUAUUUCGGUGCAUUAUUUGACGACAAUUGGGACUUACAACAACAACCAAACAAUCGCCAAGAAUUCUUUAUCGAUCGAAACCCCAACUGUUUCGCCGUCCUCCUCGAUCUCCUCCGAACGGGCGAUCUCUACAUUCCUUACAAUGUCCCUGAAAGGCUUCUUUACAAAGAAGCCAUGUUUUAUGGCUUAAUUGACCAUGUUCGUUCGGCUAAAUGGGGUUCAUUUGAUGGUAACAGGUUAAAGCUAUCUAAGUCAGUAACAGGGCAAGCCCCAGGGGAUGGAACCGCCAUCCGAGCUGGUCCAGAUGGCGGCUGCUGUGUAGCUCAUGGUAGCAUGGUUCAUGUUUUUGAUUGGAUGUUAGAAGAACACCCGCCAAUCAAUCUUGAUUACCAGAGAGUCAACGACAUUGGUUGGGUCAACGCUGAGCAUGUUUUGAUAAGUGCUUGUGAAAAGCUAGGGAGAGGAGAUGGUGGGAUGGGGCUGUUCAGUUCAUCUACUGGAGAUUUGAAAUAUAAGUUUAAUGUUGUUCAUGAUAAUCAAGUUAAGAGUUACACUGCUGGGGCUUUGAGUUUUAGUCCUGAUUAUAAGAUUUUUGCAAGUUGUAAAGGGAGGAGCAAUGAGUAUGGGAUUGGAGUUUGGGACCAAGUUACUGGUAAACAAAUGGAUUUCUUUUAUGAGAGUCCUGGCUGGUCUCUUGGUGAUGCUGAUAAACUACAAUGGUUGAAUGCCAGUAAAUGUUUGUUAGUUGCUACUUUGUUUCCUAGAAAGGAUAACUGUUAUAUCAGUUUGCUUGAUUUUAGAGAGAAGAGAAUGGUUUGGUCUUGGUCUGAUAUUGGUGCUCCUUUUACCGUUGAUGAGAAGAGGGUGAGAGAUGCAAUUGCAAUGGAGGAAUGUAACUCUGUUUGUGUAGUGAAUGAGUAUGAGGAUUUGGGGUUCAUUGAUUUGAGGAUCAGUGGGGGAAGUGUGAGAUGGAGUUCCAGAAGUAGGUUGAUGAAGGGGAAGAUGCCGGAUGAGCCUUGCUACCCGAAAUUGGCAUUGCAUAAUGGGCAGUUGUUUUCAUCAAUGAAUGAUUGUAUUUCUGUGUUUUGUGGUCCUGAUUGGGUGUUAACAUCUAGGCUCCGAAGAAGUUAUGGGGGUUCAAUUUGUGAUUUUUCAAUAGGGGGUGAUCGACUGUUUGCACUUCAUAGCGAGGAAAAUGUGUUUGAUAUAUGGGAAACUCCACCGCCGGUUAUGUGAUUCAGGUCAUGGGUUGAUUACUAUAGCAGUAUUUUUUUUCUCGUUUUUAAUAUAGCAAUCAUUUCCUUUUUUAGGUAGUAGAACAUAGAAGAUGAACUUACAAUUCCAACAAAUAUCAUAGGUUAGGCAAAGAUUACAGGGUGAUAUUUAAAGUCACAGUUUUGUACAGAGCUUGCUUGCUAUUUCAAAGAAAUGAAAUUGAUUGC
Molecule: messenger RNA, 2602 nt
Organism: Durio zibethinus
Lineage: Eukaryota; Viridiplantae; Streptophyta; Magnoliopsida; Malvales; Malvaceae
Source: RefSeq, a predicted model, not a curated record